Mustela lutreola (European mink) is the source of this 2426-nucleotide messenger RNA. Its product is annotated as signal-regulatory protein beta-1-like. NCBI's taxonomy places the organism in Eukaryota, Metazoa, Chordata, Mammalia, Carnivora, Mustelidae. Gene Ontology annotation, biological process: positive regulation of T cell activation; positive regulation of phagocytosis. Bases 81 to 1295 code for a protein of 404 amino acids. The transcript is spliced from 6 exons. The record is from RefSeq and is a predicted model, not a curated record. Gene Ontology annotation, cellular component: plasma membrane.
GGCUGUUCCUCCCCACAGAACAGAGGCCCCAUCACCCCAGCACACACAUUUGCAGAGAGCGGGAUCCUCAGGCCUCCACCAUGUGGGCCCCUGCCUCCAGACCCUGCUCUUCUCCUCACCUGCUGCUGGUUCUGCUGUUGGGACUCACAGGUGUGGCCGGUGAGGCGGGGCUGCAGGUGAUCCAGCCUGACAAGUCAGUGUCUGUUGUAGCUGGACAGACAGCCACUCUGCGCUGCACCCUGACCUCCCUGAUCCCCACAGGGCCUGUUCAGUGGUUCAGGGGGACAGGGCCAGGCCGGGAGUUAAUCUUCAGUUCCAAAGGAGGCCACUUUCCCCGAGUAACAAAUGCUUCAGACACCACAAGGAGAAACAACAUGGACUUUUCCAUCCGCAUCAGUAACAUCACCCCAGCAGACACCGGAACCUACUACUGUGUGAAGUUCUGGAAAGGGACCCCUGAUGAUGUGGAGUUUAAGUCUGGACCAGGCACCCAGGUCACUGUGAGUGCCAAACCCUCUCUCCCCGUGGUGUCUGGCCCCACGGCCAGGGCCUCGCCGGAGCAGACAGUGAACUUCACCUGCAAGUCCCGCGGCUUCUCCCCCAGAAACAUCACCCUGAGAUGGUUCAGAAACGGGAAUGAGCUGGCAGCCUCCCAGACCAGCGUGGACCCAGAGGGAAACAGAAUAUCCUACAGCAUCUCCAGCACAACCAGACUGGUGCUGGCCCCGGGGGAUGUUCGCUCCCAGGUCAUCUGUGAGGUGACCCACGUGACCCUGCAGGGCGUCCCUCCUCUUCGUGGGACUGCCAACAUGUCUGAGGUCCUCAGAGUUCCGCCCACCUUGGAGGUUUCCCAGAAGACCCUGUUAGGGGACCAGGUGAAGGUCACUUGCCAAGUGAAGAAGUUCUACCCCCAACGCCUCCAGCUGACCUGGUUAGAGAAUGGCAACGUGUCCCGAACAGAAAUGGCCUCAAGGGCCUCGAACCUCGUAGAGAACAAGGAUGGGACCUUUAACUGGACAAGCUGGCUCCUGGUGAACUCAUCUGCCCACAGGGAAGACGUGGUGUUCACCUGCCUGGUGCAGCAUGACGGGCAGCCCGCGGUCACCAGAAACCAUACCCUCGUGGCCUCUGCCCACCAGAAGGACCAGGAAACCCAUAAUACCCAGGAGUCAAGGCCAUUUACUCCAUUCCUGAUGGCUCUCACCCUGGGCCCGAAGCUGUUGCUGCUCAUCACUGUCUCUGCUAUCUAUGUCCACAGGAAGCAAGCACCCGAUUGUGUCCCAGGAGGAAAAUAGCACCAAGGACAUAAGAAACACGUUGGGAACAUUUCUUGAAUGUUGUGCCCAUAAUCAACUGUGAACAUGGGUCCCACAGCUCCUCCCUUUCUCUCCUACUACAUGUCACCCUCAGUUUCUGCUCCUUCAGUCCUUGAGGGGUGCAGCCAAGGACAAGGAACAUUGAGAAACUUCCCAAUUCUGCCCCAAAUACCUUGCUUCUUCCAGAGACUCACCUGCCCACAGUCCCUUCUGCUCCUUCUCACAAUCCUUGAUGACCUCAGAGCUCGGUCUUAAUACCAAGUCCUCAGAGGGGCCGUGGGAACUUGCUCUGGGGACUGAUGCAUGGGUAUCUGCCUAAAUAUGAGAAAAGAGUCCCACCUACACAUACCAGGUGUCUCUCAUUCAUCAUCUGGGGACUGUGGGCAUGGACUGCAUGCUUACAUCCAUGUUCUUGGGAGUUAUUUCUGCCAACCCCCAGACAUUCUAGGCUUUGUGAGGUUCUUCACUGGGUCUUAAAUAAAAUGAAUCUCCUCCUGGUUUGAAGAAGAGAAAUGAUUCUCUUUCCUCUUUACCUUCAUGUCCUACUCCCAAGGACAAAACACCCUCCUCCUUGUGAUGGGAACACUAGCUCUUCUGUCACCUUCUUUCUUCCCAGCCCCACGGCUCAUGUACAUGAGCUGGCAGUCCAGAAGUCUGGAGCCAUCCUUGGUUUUCUUACUUUAUAUCCCAUAUUCAAUUCUGCCUUCAGAAUGCUGUGUGCAGUGGCCUGAUGGUAAAUGUGAAGCAGUCUACUCAGGGAAAGGAAAAAUAUCCUGAUUUGUAGUACUUGUAGACUUCCGUGGUGUCAACACUCCCAAUGUGACCAAUGACAAGCUAACAGUGUCUAUCAACUGUCUUAUAAAAUUCCUGAGAAGCUCUCAAGUGUGAGUGCAAGCCUCCUCCCAAAACCAGUGAGCUCCACUCAGAAUCUGUACAAUGCUUACCCCAAGCCUGCUCCCUGGUCCUGGCCAACAGCACUCCUUCCUGGACCAUUCUUUGUCUCUUACAGCUCUCCAGUUUCAGCUACAGUGAUUCUAUGGCAAUGGGGUCAAACUGUGUCUUUCCUCUGCUUCUUUCCCCUAAAGAUCUGCAUGACGCUCUCUCCCUCUC